AUGUCACCCUUUGACGAUUGCUACUUUGAUACGGUUUGGAUCAACCUCACGGCCACUUCCAGGGGACGACAGUUCGACCGCUUAGCACAUAUGUGGCUUGGAGACGUUGAAGUAUUUCGAACAUCAACCGCAGAACCCACGGCGAAUGGGAUCAUCUGGACCUAUGUCAAGGAUAUGUCACACUAUAACGUGCUGUGGAAGAAGCCUCAAAAGAUCAUAUUCGAUCUAGGGAACUUGAUUGACGAUACUUAUACCGGCUCUUUCAAUGUGACCGUCACGGCUCACUUCUCACACGGAAAUAAUGUUAAAACUGCAGACCUUGUUGUUCCAAUUUCUUCGCAAAGCUCGGGACUAAACUCAUCCAGCGCGUUCAACGUCCCCUCGCAGCAAGCAAAGGUGUCCUACAUAUUUGAUUCGCGGGUCUCUCGUGCGCUUGUGUCAAUAUCCGCAUGUGGCCAGUCCGCCGAAGAGUUCUGGUGGUCCAAUGUGUUUUCGUCCGACACAGAGACCUUCGACAAUAGUAUUGGUGAGCUUCACGGAUACUCUCCGUUCCGCGAAAUCCAGUUAUAUAUUGACGAUAUCCUUGCCGGCGUUGCCUGGCCCUUUCCAACCAUUUUCACCGGUGGUGUGUCUCCAGGGUUUUGGCGACCCAUUGUGGGAAUUGAUCACUCUUUUGAGAUUAGAGUUGUGGGCCUCGACGUUUCAAGCAAUGGGACUGCUACGCUUUCCAACCAAGUCGGAUCGUACUGGAUUGUCUCAGGGAACAUAUUUCUUUAUUUGUCCGACAACACUAAUGAGCAAUUACCGGUUUCCGCCAGAUUCGGUCAAAUCCCCGAGGUUAUAGCACCCACACCUACCUUUACCGUUACGAGAGACCUAGUUCGGAACAGUACAGGCGGAAAUUCGUCAUUGGCAUACUCGGUCCUGGCGGAAAGAGCCAUUACAAUAAAGUCCAGUGAAUUCGUAUGGACCCAGAAUCUUUCGUUCUCGAACAGUGGCCUCCUGAAACAGCAAGGGUUGAGCCAAAAGAAUGUGCAGCAUACUUCAGGAACGGCUUCCUUUGGUCCGCUUGGUGAUGGUGACAACUUGGAAGAACUCAGCUUUGAGUACCCGCUGUUUGUAAACACAACCUACGGUGAUGUGGAUGGCGGUCUUACCAUCGACGCUUGGCUGCUUAGGGGACUUGAGAUAGCGUCGAGCGGUGCUCCGGGUAUCUCCUCUUACUCCAUGACUUCGGGACCCUUGCAUCUGGAUGUAUCCCAAUGGGGACAAUCAUCCUAUCAAUCAACAGCAGAUAAUAGCAACUCGACUUCGUUCGGGGACACGAGCACCACUAUUGAGAGUGACGCGGGGGGGGCCAUCUACCAGCGGUCUGUACGGGCUGUGAAUGGCACUGUGGUGUUGGAUACGGAAACCUAA
Molecule: messenger RNA, 1419 nt
Organism: Aspergillus mulundensis
Lineage: Eukaryota; Fungi; Ascomycota; Eurotiomycetes; Eurotiales; Aspergillaceae
Exons: 3
Coding region: 1-1419 (472 amino acids)
Source: RefSeq, a predicted model, not a curated record